AACGGCUUCCGGUGUCAACAUGGUGCACUACUAGUCCACAUUUUGUCAUGUCCAAUUUUGUAUCUUCUUUUCAAUAAGUUAAUUCAUCUGUCGUAAUAGAGGGUUUUUGAUAAAGUGUCGAGGACAGGCUUUUCCGUUGACCAAAAGUGUUAUAUCAUUAGUCUGUAUGUGAAAUGUAUCUACAGUGAAAGUCCAGGAUGCUGUAUGGGGUCAGGUACUCAAACUAUGAAGGUGAUCCAGCACUCUGUGGAGACACUGCAAACAGCUUUGGUCUCUAAUCGUCAGGAUUUGGCUAAACUUUACAGAAAGUACACAAAAGAAGAAAGGCAUCUUCUGGAGGAAGGAUUCCACCCAGGGCAGCCGGGUUCCCUUUUCCAACCCAUCACAGUGCACUCUGACUCAGACUGGAUCUCCGCUCACCCUGAGGAGCCUCAAGACUUUGAGAGCUUCUACAGAGACCCUUACCGCAAAACCCCCAAUGCGAGCUACAAUACUAUUUAUAUUCAAACCAUAGGUUCCUUUGGGGAAGCGGGGGCCCAGACAGACCAGUAUGUAGAGUGGCUCAGAGCAUACUGCCAGGCCUUCUUCUACGGGCUUUCUGUCAAGUUGCUGCCGGCGGUUACUGUGGCUGAAACACAAUGCUCUUUCAGAGUUAAUAGUAACUCGCACAACCUUCAGAUCCUGACCGGUGACCUGCUACGAUUCCUGGGGAAUAGGAAACCAAAAGAUGCUUUUUGUAUUGUUGGAAUCACAGUCAUUGACCUCUACCCCAAAGAGUCCUGGAACUUUGUCUUUGGACAGGCUUCUCUCACUAUGGGAAUGGGUGUUUUCAGCUUUGCCAGGUAUGAUGACAACUUCUACAGCAGACAUUAUGCUGGUAGGCUGAAGAAAUGGCUUCAGCCAAAGCAGGGGGACUACUCUGUGUUUAACGGAUAUUACACUCCCCCCAUCACCAGCACUCUGCUGCUUCGAUCGUGCAAGACAAUGACCCAUGAGAUUGGCCAUAUGUUUGGAAUAAAGCAUUGCCAGUGGUUGAACUGUGUCAUGCAGGGCUCCAACCACCUUGAGGAGUCUGAUCGUAGGCCCCUGGAUUUCUGUCCCAUCUGCCUUCGCAAGCUACAGGUCGCAAUAGACUUCAAAAUAGCUGAAAGAUGCAAGGCCUUACUGCAGUGGAUCGAGGAGGAUCAGAGUCAAAUAUCCAGACCAGAGGAGGCCUCUGCCUGUCAGCCUGUGCUCCACUUUUCCAAACCCACUGAAGCCUUUCACACAUCCAGACUGUGGCUCCGCAGGUGCCUGGGCAUACUUGAAAAAAAGAUGACCUAAUAGUACUUGCCCAUAAAUCACGAUAAGAUUGGGAAAUAAAUGUAACAGCUCUGACCUACUCAUGUAUACCAUGCAAAAUUAACAUUUCUGCUGCUGUUUGAUUGCAAAACAGAAUCUUAAUUUUGUUUAUGACUGUUAUGCCUAAUUUCAGACUGACUACAGGGCCCACUCCUUAUAUUUUGUCUGAGUGGUAAUGACUACCUAUACUAAUAUAUCUGGGAGUAGAGACUCUACAGUAUGACUAUCAGGUAUAUAUUGAGUUGUAUUCAUAUUAUUAUUAUUCUUAUUAUUCUUCUUAUCAUCAUCAGUUGAUUUAAAAAUGUUAUGAGCAGUUCAUAUAUAUAUGUAUAUAUAUAUAUAUAUACAUAUAUAUAUAUAAAAUCUAAAUUAAAGAUGCAAUAUGUACAUAAAAUAUUUAUGAAUGUGAAAGGGUGAAAUAUUCUAUUAACAUGAAGUGAACAUGGGUACAGUUUUUAUGAGUUCUGUUUGCAGUGGAUUAUGUGACAAAUACAAGAGCAGUUGAAUAAGUUGCUAUAAGGUUGAAGUUUAUAAGGAAAAAAAACAUUAUACAUAAUUGAAAGGUUCAAAUCACACUGUUGCUUUAUUGUGAUUGAACAUUUUUUCAUUACAAAAACCGUUUUGAGUCUGACAUCUCAUAUCACAUAACAGUGCAUUGUCAGCUUGGCGACAGUUUGAUUUAAAAUAAACACGUUUAAUCACACA
Siniperca chuatsi (mandarin fish) is the source of this 2046-nucleotide messenger RNA. It is a transcript of the gene amz2, whose product is annotated as archaemetzincin-2. Bases 205 to 1323 code for a protein of 372 amino acids. The transcript has 8 exons. Gene Ontology annotation, molecular function: metallopeptidase activity. Gene Ontology annotation, biological process: proteolysis. The record is from RefSeq and is a predicted model, not a curated record. NCBI's taxonomy places the organism in Eukaryota, Metazoa, Chordata, Actinopteri, Centrarchiformes, Sinipercidae.